Messenger RNA from Candoia aspera, 3254 nucleotides. RefSeq names its product potassium channel tetramerization domain containing 7 (gene KCTD7). NCBI's taxonomy places the organism in Eukaryota, Metazoa, Chordata, Lepidosauria, Squamata, Candoiidae. The coding region runs from base 284 to 1153 and encodes 289 amino acids. The transcript is spliced from 5 exons. Gene Ontology annotation, biological process: positive regulation of transporter activity; protein homooligomerization; membrane hyperpolarization. Gene Ontology annotation, cellular component: plasma membrane. Gene Ontology annotation, molecular function: protein binding. The record is from RefSeq and is a predicted model, not a curated record.
GAGCUUUUUUGGCCUCAUUCCGUCCACUGGACAGCCUAUAAUUUGUCUUGUCCGCGUCAGCCCCAAAGUACCCGGAUGGUGGGGACCUGCGGGGCGGGAAAGGCGGUCGGGGAGCCGGGCCUUGAGUGAGGAGGGCAGAAAUAUCACUCCGUUUCAUCCGGGAGGCAAAGAAGAGGAGCAGCUUCGGCGGCAGCAAGCAUCGCCGCCAUUUUCCAUCAGCGAAUAGACCAACAGCCCUGCCACGGCUGCCUGCCAAGCAGACCCAGUUACAAGAGCCAGAGGGAUGGUUGUAGUCACGGGGCAGACCAAAGCGUGUGGACACCUGGGCGAUGCCAUGUCGAGCUCAGAUGCAGAGGAUGAUUUUCAAGAGCCUGCCACUCCAACAGCAACCCAGGCAGAGCACUCCCUGCCCCUGCUUCCUCAGCAGUUCCCUGAAGUGAUUCCACUAAAUGUUGGAGGCACCCAUUUCAUGACCAGGCUGUCAACCCUGCGACGUCAUGAAGACACCAUGUUGUCAGCCAUGUUCAGUGGCCGGCAUUACAUCCCAACAGAUGCCGAGGGCAGAUAUUUUAUUGACAGAGAUGGAACAUUCUUUGGAGACGUCCUUAAUUUUCUACGAUCUGGUGACUUACCUCCAAGAGAACGAGUGAGGUCUGUUUACAAGGAAGCUCAGUAUUAUUCCAUUGGCCCAUUGCUAGACAGUCUAGAAGAGCUCCAGCCCCUGAAAGGAGAGAAAGUCCGGCAGGCUUUCCUGGGCUUAAUGCCCUAUUAUAAAGAGCACUUAGAGCGAAUCAUUGAAAUAGCGAAGCUGCGGGCAAUGCAAAGGAAAGCUCGAUUUGCUAAGCUAAAGAUCUGUGUCUUCAAAGAAGAGAUGCCUAUCACGCCCUACGAGUGCCCACUUUUCAACUCCCUCCGUUUUGAGAGGAGUGAAGGGGAGGCCAAGCUUUUUGAGCACCACUGUGAGGUGGAUGUUUCCUUUGGGCCAUGGGAAGCCGUGGCAGAUGUGUAUGACCUUCUCCAUUGCAUUGUGACGGACCUUUCCAAUAGGGGCAUCACAGUGGACCACCAAUGUAUUGGGGUGUGUGACAAACACUUGAUUAACCAUUACUAUUGCAAGCGCCCAAUCUAUGAAUUCAAGAUCACAUGGUGGUAGGCCCUUAGCACAAGGAGCAUGAAAGAGAGCAGGCUGGUGUGUAACCUUCUUUGUGUUUUACCAGUCUGAGUUCUAUGAACUGUGGUAUUGCUGAUGUGUGUUGGAAUCUGUCUUAUCUUGCAGGAGAAUUUGUCCUCCAAUCCUAGCUAUGGAGCUCACUGGAAUUUGCCCUACGCUUCUUGCUUCAAAGAAGAAAAGUCCUCCUAAAUGGAAGCAUGUUAAUGUGGAUACUACAGAAUAGUCACAGGCAUAGUAAGAGUGGAGGAUCGUGUUGCUUACAGAGCAUGCAGAGGUUUUUAAAGGGCUCUUAUACACUGCUGACCUCCACAGUCCAACCCCCUCACUCGCUUUGCACUGCUUUGCAAAAGUGGAUCUUGCUGGGGUGGAAAGGAUCAAAGGACCUGUUUCUGCAGAGAGACUCAGUUGGCUGUUACGUAGCCACCUGGUGGCAGAAGUAUAUAGCAGUACUUUAUUUUAUACAACUUCCACUUCUGCUGGCCUCAUGAUUUCAUUGUUACAACAUUUAGAACAAAAGAAUGAAGUAUCUCUGAAUGGUGAGGUGAUUCAGAAGUGAUUUUUAAAAAAGAAAAUGGCUGAAAAUUCCGUAAGUCUGUGUUUAAAGUUACUGUUUUAACUAUAAAUCUGCACUGGGGUAAGUGUAGAUGUGUUGAAAUUUAAUUUAUUUCCAUCUUCCUGCUAAGAAAUGAUAAUUUCAUUUGUUGGAUGUGUCAUGGUUUCAUCAGGCUGUUUAGAUUACAUUCUUCAUAAAAAAAAUUAUUUACAAAAAUGAAUUGUGCCUGCUCUUUACAUUGAGAGCUUUACCUAUUGACAGCAUUUAAAUACAUGUUUCUUUGCAGAGAUGGGUCUUUUUGCUGAGACCAAUUUAUAUUCUGAAACUGAGCCAACCACAGUGGCUUAUGUUCUAAUAUGAAGGUUAGAAGAAGAGGAGGCAUGAAAAAUAGUUGUUCUCCUGGUCCAAUAAUAUUCACUGUGUUUCUUCAACUGCUAAGCUAUAGUGCAGUUUCUUGAAUUUGACUGAUCGUAAUGUGAAUUCAGUUAUAUCGGUUUGUAAACUAUGGUUAUGGAUCAAUGUGUUGCACUAAUUCAGCCAAUCACAGCUUACUUAAAAGUGAUAGGUAAAAUAUGGCUUAGCACAAUGUGUAAAUUCAAUAUAGGCGAGAUGUUAUAUUGGGUUUGACCAAAAUUAAGAUGGAUGAGCUAGCAGCAUGUGCUCAUUUUCUGUACUCUGAAAUCAUUUUACCUGACAAACAGAAAAGUCUUGCACCAUCCUUAUGGUAUUGGAUUGGACCAAUAGUUGCUAUCCUUUCGGAGAUCUAUGGUGGAGGAAAAGAGGGUGUCUUCUGAUGUAUCAGCCCUCCCAGAUAGUUGUCAGUGCAACAGCCCUAGAACUGAGGUGACCUAUGUGGCAAAUCUAAAAUUUGUCCAGAAGAACCUUAAUAUACUUAAUUAUUAAAAUUCCUUUAGCAAUGGUAUCACAAUAGAGUGCUUAGAGAUAGGAUACUGCACGUUGCUGCAACUUGGAAUUAUUCAGAAAAAACUGUUCCUCAGAAAUGAUUUAGGCUGCAAUCCUAAAAUAUAUAAUCAACACUUCUGAACAUAGUAGGCUUACUUUUGAGAACAUAGGAUUAUUAUUUUCCUAGAACUAUGCUGAUUUUGUGAAUUUAAAACCUUCUCUCCUCACUGCCCUUCAGUACAAAUAAGUUGACAUUUAUGUGAAUAAAUGAGAUAAUCAGGAUAUAAAUGCUUUACAUAAAUAAUGUGUAAUCCUUAAUGUAUUAUAUGGUUUUAAUAGUUUCCAUUAUGAAUAUUCUUUAUACACUUAAAUAAUUUUACUCAUUAUGAUCUUUUUGUGCAGUCCUAUAUAUAAGUGUGGGUUUCAGAUAAAUGUGUAUAAAAUUGCAGCCAAACUGCCAUUUGAAAAAAAAAAGAAUGAUAUCUAAUUGGAAUGUGAAAGUUACUAUUUAUUUUGAAAUGACAAAGAAUGCUAAGACAAAAUGUGAUUCCCCUCAACUCCUCAUGUGUAAACUGUAUUGAGUAUGUUAUGUGUCAGUAUUGUGCAAUAAAUUAUCUCACUACCUAA